UUUUUUGGGGGGGUGAUGUUUUACAGGCACUUAAGUAUUCAUCGAAGAGUCACCCCAGUAGUGGUGAUCACAGACAUGAAAAAAUGCGAGACGCCGCAGAUCCUUCACCACCAAAUAAAAUGUUGCGGAGAUCUGAUAGUCCUGAAAACAAAUAUAGUGACAGCACAGGUCACAGUAAGGCCAAAAAUGUGCAUAUUCACAGAGUUAGAGAGAGGGAUGGUGGGACCAGUUACUCUCCACAAGAAAAUUCACACAACCACAGUGCUCUUCAUAGUUCAAAUUCACAUUCUUCUAAUCCAAGCAAUAAUCCAAGCAAAACUUCAGACACACCUUAUGAUUCUGCAGAUGACUGGUCUGAGCAUAUUAGCUCUUCUGGGAAAAAAUACUACUACAACUGUCGAACAGAAGUUUCACAAUGGGAAAAACCAAAAGAGUGGCUUGAAAGAGAACAGAGACAAAAAGAAGCAAACAAGAUGGCAGUCAAUAGCUUCCCAAAAGAUAGGGAUUACAGAAGGGAGGUGAUGCAAGCCACAGCCACUAGUGGGUUUGCCAGUGGAAUGGAAGACAAGCAUUCCAGUGAUGCCAGUAGUUUGCUCCCACAGAAUAUUUUGUCUCAGACAAGCAGACACAAUGACAGAGACUACAGACUGCCAAGAGCAGAGACUCACAGUAGUUCUACGCCAGUACAGCACCCCAUCAAACCAGUGGUUCAUCCAACUGCUACCCCAAGCACUCUUCCUUCUAGUCCAUUUACGCUACAGUCUGAUCACCAGCCAAAGAAAUCAUUUGAUGCUAAUGGAGCAUCUACUUUAUCAAAACUGCCUACACCCACAUCAUCUGUCCCUGCACAGAAAACAGAAAGAAAAGAGUCUACGCCAGGAGACAAAUCUGUAUCACAUUCUUGCACAACUCCUUCCACAUCUUCUGCCUCUGGACUGAAUCCCACGUCUGCACCUCCAACAUCAGCUUCAGCAAUCCCGGUUUCUCCUGUUCCACAGUCCCCGAUACCUCCAUUACUCCAGGACCCCAACCUUCUUAGACAGUUGCUUCCUGCUUUACAAGCCACACUGCAACUUAAUAAUUCUAAUGUGGACAUAUCCAAAAUAAAUGAAGUUCUUACAGCAGCUGUGACACAAGCAUCAUUGCAGUCUAUAAUUCAUAAGUUUCUUACUGCUGGACCAUCUGCUUUCAACAUAACUUCUUUGAUUUCUCAAGCUGCUCAGCUCUCUACACAAGCUCAGCCAUCUAAUCAGUCUCCAAUGUCUUUAACUUCUGAUGCAUCAUCCCCAAGAUCAUAUGUGUCUCCAAGAAUAAGCACACCUCAAACUAACACAGUCCCUAUCAAACCUUUGAUUAGUACUCCUCCUGUUUCAUCGCAGCCAAAGGUUAGUACUCCAGUAGUUAAGCAAGGACCGGUUUCACAAUCGGCCACACAGCAGCCUGUAACUGCUGACAAGCAGCAAGGUCAUGAACCUGUCUCUCCUCGAAGUCUUCAGCGCUCAAAUAGCCAGAGAAGUCCAUCACCUGGUCCAAAUCAUACUUCUAGUAGUAAUGCAUCAAAUGCAGCAGUUGUACCACAGAAUUCAUCUGCCCGACCUACAUGUUCAUUAACACCUACGCUAGCAGCACACUUCAAUGAAAAUCUUAUAAAACAUGUUCAAGGAUGGCCUGCAGAUCAUGCAGAGAAGCAGGCAUCAAGAUUGCGAGAAGAAGCCCAUAAUAUGGGAAGUGUUCACAUGUCAGAAAUUUGUACUGAAUUAAAAAAUUUAAGAUCUUUAGUCCGAGUAUGUGAAAUUCAAGCAACUUUGCGAGAGCAAAGGAUACUAUUUUUGAGACAGCAAAUUAAGGAACUUGAAAAGCUAAAAAAUCAGAAUUCCUUCAUGGUGUGAAGAUGUGAAUAAUUGCACAUGGUUUUGCGUACAGGAACUGUAAAUCUCUAUUGCCCAGUCUUAACAUUUUUGAGCUGCAUUUAAGUAGACUUUGGACCGUUAGGCUGGGCAAAGGAAAUGACAAGGGGUUGGGGUCUGUGAGAGUCAAUUCAGGGGAAAGAUACAAGAUUGAUUUGUAAAACCCUUGAAAUGUAGAUUUCUUGUAGAUGUAUUCUUCACGUUGUAAAUAUGUUUUGUAGAGUGAAGCCAUGGGAAGCCAUGUGUAACAGAGCUUAGACAUCCAAAACUAAUCAAUGCUGAGGUGGCUAAAUACCUAGCCUUUUACAUGUAAACCUGUCUGCAAAAUUAGCUUUUUUAAAAAAAAUUUUUUGGGGGGUUAAUUUAUCAUUCAGAAAUCUUGCAUUUUCAAAAAUUCCGUGCAAGCGCCAGGCGAUUUGUGUCUGAGGAUACGAUUUUGAACCAUAUGGGCAGUGUACAAAUAUCAUGCAACAACUGUUUCCACACUUGCACCUGAUCAAGAGCAGUGCUUCUCCAUUUGUUUUGCAGAGAAAUGUUUUUCAUUUCCCGUGUGUUCCAUCCACUUCCCUCUGAAAUCCUCAAUCUGAUUUUACCCAUUUUUUAAGGCUCCUCUUUUUCUCCUUUCUUAAGGCACUGUUGCUAUGGCACUUUUCUAUAACCUUUUCAUUCCUGUGUACAGUAGCUUACAAUUGCAGUGAUUGAGCAUAACCCACUUGUUUGUGUAAAUUAUUGAAAUCCAUUUGCACCCUGUAAGAAUGGACUUAAAAGUACUGCUGGGCAUGUGUGCUGAAAGUACAUUGAUUGCUCAAAUCUAAAGAAAUGGCCCAAUGAACAUGGUUGUGGGAGGGGAAAGAGGAAACAAAGCUAGUCAGAUGUGAAUUGUAUCUGUUGUAAUAAACAUGUUAAAACAAACAAAAAUUGUUAUUUUUCUUUUCCUUCGGUCAAUGCAUAUUAGAAUUUGAACUACCUGGGGAUUCUUUAUCAGAACUAUUCUUGUUGAAUAUUUAUACUUAUUUGAAAUAAUUCCUUAAGGGAGGUUUUGUUUAAAGCAUAUUAACAGGAAAUUGUGUAUAAGAUAUUUAAUGGAAAAAAAAAUUCAACAAGAAUGAUUAAGUCACUUCCCAAGUGGUUGUCAUUUGUUAUAAACCCUGGUUUAACCUGUCUUGCUAUUAUGACCUUUCAUUUUGAAGGAUGUUUGUGUUGUAGCUAACUGUUCAAGUCUGGUGCUGACUGCUGUUCUUAGCCAUCACAAAACGCUAAAUUUGUGUAAUUGGAGCUUCCUUCUGUUAUCUGGAAAUGGUGGGAAAGCUCAGCUUUGUAUAUUGUUUCCUAAAGUAUAUUAAAAUAAAAAAAGAAACUAUUGCUACUAUAAAAUUACCUUGGCUUUUUUUUUUCUUUUCUAAAAUAUUGAUCACAUGGCCUUAGCAUGACACUGCCAGUAUUCUAUCAAACCACAAGGGUUUCUUUAUGCAGAAAAUUUAAUUUUAAUUUCAAAAUCCUACCGAUUUAAAGACCUUUUUUCCUGUUGAGGCAGAUGUAUUUAUGUGCUUUCAGAACUGCCAGCACCAAGGGCUUAUUUUGUGAUGGUAGACAUGUUACUGCAUGCAUUCUGGGAUGCGGAGAUUCCACAACUGCUCUUGUGCUCCAGGCAUACUGAAAGUAUAGAAGAUAAUGCUCCAACCUUGCAAUAAACUUUAAAAAAGUAAACUGUAAGUGAUAGUAUGGAUGAUAUUUUCUAAAAUACAUAAAUGUUCCAGUGUAAUUGAGAGGAAUUAAAAUCUUAUACUGGAAACUACUUUUUUUUUUGUAACUUGAGCUUCCUUUUAAAAAUGUAAGAAAAGGCAACUGUCAAAUUCUAUCAUCAUGGAAUGUUCAUACCUGUAAGAUUGUUAACCUUUGCUGGGCUUGAUUAGUGCAUGUAAAUGAAACUCUGAAGAGCGAUGUUAAGCUAGAACUCUUACUGAUGGAGUCCUGUAUCUUUCCUGGAAAGACGUGAGCAGUUUGUGAUGUCGUAGGCAAAUGUUUCCUGGUCAGAAGGCAACUUGACUUGUAGUUUAAGGUAAAUUUGAAUUUUAUUGGCUAAUAGUUUAUGGAUCUAUGUCACCGUAUUCAUUUGCUUUGAAAAAAUGUUUACAUCCAUAAGUGAAUUGCUCACACAUAUAUAGGAGACGAUGCCUAAAUGAAAUUUCUUGGUGAAUUUUUAAACCAUUAAAAUUUUUGUGGAAAUAUUUUUACAAUA
Molecule: messenger RNA, 4146 nt
Organism: Suricata suricatta (meerkat)
Lineage: Eukaryota; Metazoa; Chordata; Mammalia; Carnivora; Herpestidae
Gene: WAC
Product: WW domain containing adaptor with coiled-coil
Exons: 12
Coding region: 84-1889 (601 amino acids)
Biological process (GO): regulation of autophagy; positive regulation of TORC1 signaling
Cellular component (GO): nucleus
Molecular function (GO): RNA polymerase II complex binding; chromatin binding
Source: RefSeq, a predicted model, not a curated record